AUGCCUGCGAUUGCGCCUGCUGAUAGUGAAGAGCCACCACUGUCGCUCGAGAGUGGGCUGUCUGUGGGCGUGGCCGAGGACAAAGAGCCAGUGCUGGUCGGAGUGUAUGUACCCGUUAUCGUUCCGGCGUCUGUGUUCGGGGGCAGGGUAGAAGAGGGCGUGGCUUACGUUAUGGGAAAGAUAACGCCAGUUGGGAUCACAGAUGAAGGUCCUGCCGUUGAUCCACAGCCACCAUAG
Messenger RNA from Penicillium cataractarum, 237 nucleotides. RefSeq lists its product as uncharacterized. The transcript is spliced from 2 exons. The coding region runs from base 1 to 237 and encodes 78 amino acids. The record is from RefSeq and is a predicted model, not a curated record. Lineage: Eukaryota; Fungi; Ascomycota; Eurotiomycetes; Eurotiales; Aspergillaceae.